AUGCAAAUUUCUGAGCUGAUCAAACUGGCCAAGAGCAGCGGCUGCAGCAACCUACGCAACAGCAACAGCAACAGCAAAAGCAACUGCGGCAGCGGCUCAAGAAUUAUUAUUAAAUUCGAUAUAAAUAAUAUUCGCAACCGUAGCCCGGGACCCGGGACCCGGGACAGUCUGCUGAUUAAUAAAAGACGGCUGCCGUGGCAGAAGUUCCGAGAUGGCCUGCGGUGCUUAAAAAUUCUGAGGCAUCUGUCAAACGUGCGAAGGUGAGCGAAGGUUUCGCGCAGGCGCAGCAUGGAUCCAGUCAGGGAUUGGUUUGGCGGCCCCGACACAUGCCUCGACCUUAUAGAGGAGAGCCUGCGCCUGUCCAGCCAUCAUCCCAACUCGGGGGCCCACAUGGAGUACAUGGAGAUGGCGACGUAG
This is a messenger RNA of Drosophila serrata, 417 nucleotides long. RefSeq lists its product as uncharacterized. NCBI's taxonomy places the organism in Eukaryota, Metazoa, Arthropoda, Insecta, Diptera, Drosophilidae. The record is from RefSeq and is a predicted model, not a curated record.